Messenger RNA from Hippocampus zosterae (dwarf seahorse), 1347 nucleotides. RefSeq names its product zinc finger protein OZF-like. Gene Ontology annotation, molecular function: DNA-binding transcription factor activity, RNA polymerase II-specific; RNA polymerase II cis-regulatory region sequence-specific DNA binding. Gene Ontology annotation, biological process: regulation of transcription by RNA polymerase II. Lineage: Eukaryota; Metazoa; Chordata; Actinopteri; Syngnathiformes; Syngnathidae. The record is from RefSeq and is a predicted model, not a curated record. Bases 314 to 1339 code for a protein of 341 amino acids. The transcript has 2 exons.
CGUAUAAAAACAAGGAAGAAAAGUCACAUCCGCGGGAAAUUGCUCAACUACUUCUUGCGCGUUGUACGCUAGCACACGUUUGCUCUCCGCCAAGCGAUCGUUUGACUCCCCGGAUUCUGAUUUACUUGAACGCACGGAGGCGCCGAGGCACUACCUACGUCCCGGCCGACUAAAACAGGAGGAGUUGGAGGAGUUUCGUGUGGGAAUAAACGCCUCUCGGCCUAUUUUAGCCGAGGUCGCUAGCCGCUAGCUAACAGAGAGGCGAGAGGCGCCCCGCGUCGCAGAGAGCAAGAGCGACGAUUACCGUGGGCCAAUGUGUGCGAACAUUGUGAAAGACGAAGAGUACGAGGAGGACGUUUGUGGGCCAAGCAAGGAGAGCGAGCGUCGAGUCCCGGACGCCGAUGUCGAACAGCCUCCACUUUGGCUCCGUGACGCAGACGUCAGUGAAGAUCUUGUUGAGUCUCCCCGCAUCAAAACGGAAGAGGCGCCGCAGCCUGCGCGCGUUAAAGAAGGGAUGCCGGAUCCCGUUCGCAUCAAAGUGGAGGAAGAGCCCGAGGCACCGCGCGUCAAAGAAGACGAGCGGGAGGACCGGAUCUCAAAGUCUCCAUUGGCUGGCGUCAUUGUGAAGAGCGAAGGAGCCCAUCGUGGAGGAACCCCAUCGGACGGCCUCCUGGCUCCGCUUUCAGACAGCGAUGACGUCACGUCACACUCUUCCGACUAUGGUGACGACGACGACGACGAUGGCAACAAGUGGGUUAAAUGUUCUCACAAAAAGUCCUCGUUGAAAGCACGCACGGGAGAAAACCCAUACGCCUGCUCCAUUUGUGGGAAUAUAUUCUCGAGACAAACGCAUCUGACGAAUCACACGCGAACCCAUACUGGAGAGAAACCGUUUGCCUGCUGCCAUUGCGGCAAAACGUUCGCCCAGAAGGCCAAUUUAAAAAGGCACGCCACAAUCCACGACGGAGAGAAACCUUUUCCUUGCUCGCUUUGUGGCAAAAGCUUCACGCAGGGCGGAGAUUUGCGAAUACACGUGAGAACACACAGCGGCGAGAAACCGUUUGUCUGCCCGGUUUGCGGUACAAGGUUCACCAGGAAAAACAACCUAACGAGACACAUGAGAACGCACACGGGUGAGAAACCUUUUGCUUGCUCAUUUUGUGGCAAAGCCUUUAACAGCAAGAACAAUAUGAAGACUCACGUGAGAAUACAUGUUGGCGAGAAACCAUUCACUUGCGGCGUGUGUGACAAGCGAUUCGUUCGGAAGGAUCAGCUUGAGAAACACAAAUGUGCUGCUCAGAUCGGCAGGAGACCGUCGAGCGGCAAAAUAAACUCUUGAGCGACUGA